UUUUUCUUUUCACAUUAUAGGCUUUUCACAUUACUUGGCAUUUACCUGCUCUUCCUCGGUGAGACCCAAGUCUUUUCCCUCAAGGGAUUUUCUAAGGGGAAAACAAGCUUCAACAGUGACAGAACUCUGUGAUCAGCUGGAAGUGGUAACAAGAAGGAAACAUGAGGAAUGUUCAUCACAGCUGGCUUCUAGAGACAACUCAAACUCUCUCUGCCCACAUCCUUUCCACUGCCAGAUCUAUGUAAAUGGAAUCAUCCUGUCUACAUUUGAGGUUUAGUAAUUCUGCAGUUUUCCUGAGCAGUGAAUAAUCAGAAAGUCUUGGUUUGUAUCUCAACCUGUCCCAUUUUUCUCUUUAAUUGGUUUGUCCUUCGCCGUCAGAUCUAGAGGCUUAGAGUAACAACGUGGUUCUUUUUCUUUUGAAUUUUCUUUUGUUUUUUUACUAGGAUCUGAUCGGUGUUUGCUUUGGCUACCCCAGAAAACCUCCUGAGUCAUCCCAGGGACCCACAGGAGAGUACACUUUCAGUAUUUCUUCAAUAAAUGGAAUCUUUAUGAAGAGGAUUUCAAAAGAUUACUAACCUGACUUGUAUUAUCCCAUUACUUUUCUUGUUGCUGUGGAUGUUCGUUAACUACAUUUCUCUGUUUUAUAAUUUUAGCCUCCUUUUCAUUUCCUGAGCUCUCCCUGAUGGUGGGUCCAACAUUUUACUAUAAUUCUGCUUGCUUCUCGUCAAGAUACAUUCCAUCACAGGUCCUGUUUUCCUGAGCUCUCACUUCUGAUAUAAGCCUGGAAGAAGAGUAAAUGAGACAGAAUAACAAUAUUACAGAAUUUGUGCUACUUGGCUUGUCUCAGGAUCCUGGUGUGCAAAAAGCAUUAUUUGUCACAUUUUUACUCACAUACUUUAUGACAAUGGUGGGGAACCUACUCAUUGUGGUGACUAUUAUUGCCAGCCCUUCCUUGGGCUCCCCAAUGUACUUCCUCCUUGCCUGCCUGUCACUUAUAGAUGCUGUAUAUUCCACUACCAUUUCUCCUAAGUUGAUUGUGGACUUAUUCUGUGACAAAAAGACUAUUUCCUUCCCAGCUUGCAUGGGUCAGCUAUUUAUAGACCACUUGUUUGGUGGUGCUGAGAUCAUCCUUCUGGUGGUGAUGGCCUAUGAUCGCUAUGUGGCCAUCUGUAAGCCACUGCACUAUUUGACCAUCAUGAAUCGACAGGUUUGCAUCCUUCUGUUGAUGGCGGCUGUGACUGGAGGUUUUGUGCAUUCUGUGUUUCAAAUUGUUGUUGUGUACAGUCUCCCUUUCUGUAGCCCCAAUGUCAUUGACCACUUUGUCUGUGAUAUGUACCCAUUAUUGGAACUGGUGUGCACUGACACCUACUUUAUAGGCCUCACUGUUGUUGUCAAUGGUGGAGCAAUGUGUAUGGUCAUCUUCAUCGUUCUAUUAAUAUCCUAUGGAAUCAUCCUAAACUCUCUUAAAACUUACAGUCAGGAAGGGAGGCGUAAAGCCCUGUCUACCUGCAGCUCCCACAUCACCGUGGUUGUCCUGUUUUUUGUUCCCUGUAUUUUCAUGUAUGUUAGACCUGUUUCAACCUUUCCUAUUGAUAAAUUCAUGACUGUUUUUUAUACAGUUAUCACACCCAUGUUGAAUCCUUUAAUAUACACGUUGAGAAAUUCAGAGAUGAGAAAUGCUAUAGAAAAACUCUUGGGUAAAAAGUUAACUAUAUUUAGAAAUAGAGUGUCCCUCCUCGUGUAGAUAAGGAGGUAUGUAGUCAAGGUCUUCCCAGUCAAGUUUUCAGAUUUCUAAGGGCCUGUCAAGCAUCUCAAAGUGGAAAGACAGGAUUUAGAUGCUCACAGCUCAAUUAGGAAAUCAUCCCAUCGUGGCAUUUGUUUGAAAUUCAAUAUCUCAACGUCUAUAUCCAGGCUGAGUGUGGAUGGAGCUGCUUGUUUGCAGGUCCUAUUGUGCACGAUUCAAAUGAUAAUUUUCCUAUUUACAAAUCUUUGAGACCCAGUAUUUCUUCCACAUACUCAGCACACAAUGGAGAGAUGUAGGAAUAGGUAAUAAAAUGGAGGCUCCUUUUGAGAAGGGAAGGCUAUGGUGCUUCCUUCAGUGUAAUUUAUUUAAAGUCUUUGUGGAAUAUACAAGCACUAUAUUCACAAAUAUCUGUGAAACAGGCCCUGCUCAGACUUCAGCUGAAACUCUACUUGCCGUCAGAUAAUACUCUUAGGAAUCUUAGAAUUAUGUUUGUCUAGUUUAAUGUAUUCGUGAGACAUACCGUUAAAUUUUCCCAUGAUCUUUCCAAGUGUCUUAACUUCCACACCUUUGAAAUGACAUUUAUUUUGAUGACCUUUCUACUUUUAGAGUACUUAGCUCUUUGCAGAGACUGGAAAGGGGAAUGAGUUUUAUGUUUGAAGCCAGUAAUUUCUCGUUCUUUUAUGUUUCUUGUAAAUUCUGUCUGAAGAUGUAACAGUUAAUCUUUUAAGCAAUAUAUUUUUAAAAAAUCUAUGCCUUUUUACAUAACACACUGCUAUAAGAAACAGCUGCAAUUUUCAAUAUUCUCCUUGGAAAUUUUAGCAAAAUCCACCUAUUCACUUAAGUACAUUUUUCGUUUUCUACCUUCCUAUAGGUGACAGAAUUACUACAUUUUUUCAGUGCUGGAUGGCGGCUCACUUUUGUCACAGUCUGGAAUAGUUACUUCUGUCUUUUAAGCAUUCACUUAUAAUAUCCUGGUGGCUGCUAUUUUGGGGCACUAAAACCAGUGUCAUAUACUUUAAAUUGUUGUGGUGGAAAUACCACACUUUGAGGUCCUGUCUUCAUGUAGGGUUCAGAGCCCCACAGUUAUUAUGAGUUAUAAUAACCACCAUAUUCUUUUAUCUCAAAAUUUUGUGAGCCAGGAAUUCAGGCAGUUGUUGGCAGGGUAUUUCUUCUGUUUUGUGUGGCAAGGACUGGAGUCAUUCUCUUAUUCACCUGAUAACUAAGUAUUCUGUAAAAUGCAGGAUAACUUAAUUCACAUUUAUAGUAUAUUGGAAGGGAUAACCCUUAAGAGAUGUUCUGGGUCCCUCUUCCUGUCCUUUUAGAUGAAGGACAUCAAGAUCACUUCAUUGAAUAGUAAGGCUUUUUACAUGUUGCUCAGAGAUCCUAGCAGUAGAAAGUAGAUGGGUCUGGCAGGUUAAGUGCUAUGUCCAGAACUGGCACAAUGUCACUUGCGUCAUAUUCUAGUCAACGGAGUGGUCACAUGACCACACCAGAUUUGAGGUUUUACAGAAAUAGAAGAUAACCCUUGGUUGGGAACUGGCAAAGUCACUUUGCAGAGCAGCAUGUAGAACAAUUGUCUAUAUCUCAAAAGAGCAUAUUGGAGUUUUAUUCAUUUUAAGUUGGAUCUAUGAAUCAACUUGUACUAACAUUAACAAUAUUGUGUGUUCUAGCUGCUGAAUACAAUAUAUCUGCUAGGUAUUUUUAAAGUUUAUUUUUGAAGAGUUUUGUAGUUUUUAUCAAUGUAGGGAUCUUCCUUAUCUAUUCCUGUGUGUGUGUGUUUUCAGAUUUCAUCACAGGUUUUUAA
Messenger RNA from Chlorocebus sabaeus (green monkey), 3548 nucleotides. RefSeq names its product olfactory receptor 4A5-like. Gene Ontology annotation, molecular function: olfactory receptor activity; G protein-coupled receptor activity. The record is from RefSeq and is a predicted model, not a curated record. NCBI's taxonomy places the organism in Eukaryota, Metazoa, Chordata, Mammalia, Primates, Cercopithecidae. Gene Ontology annotation, biological process: G protein-coupled receptor signaling pathway. Gene Ontology annotation, cellular component: membrane.